AUGCUUUCUGCAGACGAUCAGAGAGAAGCUCGUUCAAAAGCCGCGGAGGACUCGGAUUUCACAAUCGAACCGCGAUCCAACAAUGAGGAAGCCUUUCGCCAAUGGCGAGACGCCAUGCGAGCAAUGGCCCGUCUUGACGAUGGCAUCCCUCCGCAAUUUCGUCGACGCAUCUGGUUGGCACUGGCCGAUCACCAGAUUGUCACGCAACGUCUCAAUUGGCCCCGCCUCGUCCGAAUCGUCUUCAACGGUCAGAUGAAUCCGGAUGAUGAUAGGCUUGGUCGCCAAAUUGUUAAGGAUCUGCAUCGCACGGGCUGCGAUGAAAUCGGCUCAGAAGAGGACCGAGCCGCCUUGAAGCGUGUUCUGUUAGCCUACGCGCGUUGGAAUAAGCGAGUGGGUUAUUGUCAAGGUUUCAACAUCCUCGCUGCAGUCAUCCUCAAUGUGAUGGAACGGGACGAGGAGGCCGCCUUCAAGGUA
Dibothriocephalus latus is the source of this 474-nucleotide messenger RNA. The record is from the annotation of a GenBank genome assembly. Lineage: Eukaryota; Metazoa; Platyhelminthes; Cestoda; Diphyllobothriidea; Diphyllobothriidae.